CCACUAAUCAUAGCCUCCUCCGCAGGGAUCUACGAUAAUAAUACGAUAGAUAGUAAUACUAUUUUUACUAGUAUGCAAAUACUGUGCAGAAAGUUUCUAUUGUUUAUGGCUGCCUUCUCAUGAUCACGUGAGUGAAAACGCUCUAUAAAGUCGAUAAAGUCAACUCGACUGACAUUCCGGCGUGCAUUCUGACCCGUAAAUUUUCAGACAGUACGUCGGGACGAGUGUUCCGAAUAACUUUAUUAUCUUAUUAUUGCUAACUGUGGCAACAAGGUUAUAAAGCAACUUUUCGAAAUUUAAAUUUGAUUAUUUAAUUUUGAAUAGCAAGUAUUGAAAAGUUGUUGUAAGAAAAAAAGUAAGAUUACAAUUAAUCUAGCAUAGAAAGUGUUCACGCGGGACGUGUAUUACAUUAUUGUCUGUCCUUUGCAACCAGUGGUUGCAACCCUCAAGUACAGGCCAGGAGCAAAGAUGGAGUUUCGUUUGGUGGAACUGCAAACUUUCCUUUCAAAUAACCUGGUUCUCAUCUGCAUUGUGCUGUUCACAGUGUUUAUUUUAUGGGUAGGAAUUGCUCCAUUUUUUCUAUUCAAGAGGCUUGGCAUUCCUGGACCAACACCCUUGCCAUUCAUUGGAAACCUGCUUGACGUCAUAAAAAAGAAAGAGGAAUUUCUGCUUAACGAGGAUUACGUCAAGAAGUAUGGCCAUAUCUGUGGUUAUUACUUGGGUAUGAAUCCAAUGCUUCUGGUUUCCGAUCCUGAAAUGAUCAAACAGAUCACUGUCAAAGAGUUCAACAAGUUUGUCAAUCGUCCAUUUGCCGUUGCUGGUGGAGGCAUUCCUCCAACAAAUAAAUCAUUGCUGAGUUUACUUGAUGACGACUGGAGACGCCUUCGUACAACUAUCACACCAGUAUUCAGUGCUGCCAAGAUGAAACAGGUUGUGCCUCUCAUCAAUUCCUCUUGUUCUACCCUCGCUAAAGUCUUUGGAAAAGCAGCUGAAUCAAACUCGAGCAUUGAUGUUUUCAGAACCUAUGGCAAGUUUACAAUGGAAGUCAUAAUGAGCACGGCAUUUGGGUUCGAAUCUAACUCACAGACCAACCCAGACGAUGCGUUCACGCCAAAUGCCCAAAAAAUCUUUAUGGCCAGCGCAGUAACAAAACUAAAUGUGAUUUUCCCUUUUCUUAAGCCGCUCAUGCUGUUGUAUUUUGGUUUGGGUGGUGGGACGGGAACGGAAGCUGGCAAAUCUGUCGCGUUUGUUGUGGAAACUGCUCGACGUAUGAUCAAACGACGACAAGAGCAAGGCUCUUCUGCAAGGAAAGACCUCCUAGAACUGAUGCUUUCGGCUGAGAUGAAAGACGAACACGGGAAUAAAGUCCAGAAGUUAAGCGAGGACGAGACAAUUGCUCAGUGCUUUACAUUCAUCUUGGCUGGUUAUGAAACCACGAGCAAUGCUCUUGCCUACACUUCUUAUCUUCUUGCUUUAAACCCUGAUAAGCAGGAAAAACUGUUUGAAGAAAUCGAUAGCGUCUAUGACGGCAAGGGAGAAGUCACCUAUGAUCUUGUCCAGAACAUGGAGUACCUGGACAUGGUGAUCAACGAGUCUCUCAGGCUAUAUCCACCCGCCUUUAGGUAUGGACGCAUUUGUAACGAGGAUUGCACCAUUAAUGGAGUACGUUUCGAAAAGGGGAUGUCUGUGCUGUUUCCGGUGUAUGCCAUACAGAGGGAUCCCGAACACUGGUCUGAUCCGUUGAAGUUUGAACCCGAGAGAUUUACUGCUGAGGCCAAGGAGAAGCGUCAUCCCUUUUCGUUCCUACCAUUUGGUAUGGGACCACGUCAGUGUAUUGGAAUGAGGUUUGCUCUCGUUGAGGCUAAGAUGGCCUUGACGUAUCUUGUGAAAGAAUGCAAGCUGGAACAGUGUCCAGAAACAGAGGUUCCUCUGGACCUCAAAGCUAGCAUAACCAUGUCACCCAGAAAUGGAAUUUUCCUGAGGAUUAGAAAACGUUACUAAAAGUUUCCUGGAAUUAGUUUCGAUUGAAGUAAACCUUGCUUGAGUGACGACUACGCGCCUCUUARAGUACAUGUUUGUACUACCUGAGAUUAUUGUAGAAAUGAAUGAAUAGAGUAGCUAGACCUUUUGCGAAUAGUUCCCUUCACAGUUUCCUGCGCCAUCUUGAAAGAUCGCCGUGCCUUUGCAUCGGAGCGAGACGAACGGUGAGCUUGCAAUGAUAGAGACAUAGGAAUAAUUGCACAGGGGGCAGAGGGGGGCCACUUAUCUUUCAUUGUUUACGAAAUUGUUUUGUCGCUCCGCCAUCUUGUUUUAUAUUAUUUACCGCUGUACAUAAUAUGAAUAAACUUGAGCCCGUCAGAUACCGCGCGCGCUGUGCCUUAUUAGCUUAUUACAGUGGAUUGCUUGAAAAAAUUGAUAGAUUUACCCCACUGGAUUUACGCACAGCGCGCAAUCAUCCACUGUGUAAUAAGCUAAGGCACAGCACAGCGCGUAAACAAUGAAAGAUAAGUGGCCCCCCUCUGCCCCCUGUGUAAUUGUCCAAGGUUUUAAAAAUAGGUCUCUAUCUUUACAAGCUCCCCGUUCGUCUCGCGUCGAUGCAAAGGCACGACUACCUUUCAAGAUGACGCAGGGAACUGUAAAACGGACUAAUUUAUGCUUGAGUGACCACGAAUCAAUGAUCCCAUUUUGAAGUUGGACUUGGUAAAAUACUCUAGAUGUAUAAACACAUCGAGUCACACGACUUGAAGCCAUUCCGAGGUUGAUGGAAAAACUUGGUUGAGGUGGUAUCGCAGUGCAUUGCGGGACUGUAACGUUUUAGGGGAGUAACAAUCUCGUACCCAGAGCCUGCGUUUCUUCUGGCCUGCUGUGAAUAACGAGGGCUCUGGCAUAAUCCAUUUUUUAACUCAUGCGCAGUUUUCCGGAAGUGUAUGUAAUCAAUGAAAAUCAUCCUUUCAAACAGAGUUCUGUGUUUAUUUCUGAUCAAAAUAAAAAUUAUUUUUUAUAAAAAAUUUUUCCAAAAAACGGAUUAUACCAGGUAUAAGGGCCCUCGUUCUUCGCCGCGGGCAAGAAGAAACGCAUGCUCUGGGUACGAGAUUGGGGAAGGAAAUACACGCCAUCUUGGAAACAUUUUCCCUAAGACAACACCCCUAAAAUGUACUGCAAAUGCCAAACCAAGCUUUCUUUUCCUUUUUAAUUUUUUUCUGGUUAUACGUCUAGAAGGGUGGCAUAACCAUGGGACCCAGAAAUGGAGUUUUCCUGAGAAUUAGAAAACGUAACUAAUAUUUCCUUUUCUCAUUCGGUGAAUACCGCUGUCUCGCUUAUGAUAAGAGCAAAUCACUUGUAAAAAUCAAAUGUAUUCUAAAGAAUGUGCAGCUUGAACAACACCAAUGUUUUAAACUCUUAAGGACUUCAAAUGGUAUUUGUGAAUAGAGUAGACGUUUUCCAAAUUUGCUUAAGUGACCACGAAAUGCUGGUAGAUCCAAUUCGUAGUUGGACUUGAAAAAAUACUCUAAUUGCAUGAACACAAGUCUAAUUUCGACGGCCAGCCAUUGUUUCGUGGUAAUGACAUAGUACACCUUUUGCUGUUCAUUACAUAAAAAAGAUUAAUUCACAAUCAUUUAAAUGAAGAGAAAAUAAAUUAGCGAUCAUUUAGAGAAUCUGAAUCAAGAGGUAUAUUUGUUAAAGUGCCUCUCACCCUUCUAACAAUAUUCACAGUAUUGAUUCUACAUGGUGUACGAGAUGUCGAGUAAGCCGAAAAAUGUUUAUAGAUUGAGUGAGGCUUCUUGAAGUUAUAAAGGGUUUUCCAUGCUAUAUCCACUCAAACUAUGAAAGGUUUUACGUAGAAUCAAUACUGUAAAUAAUGUCAGAAGGGUGAUAGGUACACCAACGGACUUCUAGGUACAUAUAAGAUAUAUUUUUAAUUGCAUGCACCGUUAAACACUGUGUGCACUUUUGUUAUGAUAGAAAGAGAGGCAAUUCAAGGCUAUUAUUGUUACUGUUAUGGUAUUGAGUUUCCAUUAAAAUAUAGGUCAGAAUGUUA
Molecule: messenger RNA, 4039 nt
Organism: Actinia tenebrosa (Australian red waratah sea anemone)
Lineage: Eukaryota; Metazoa; Cnidaria; Anthozoa; Actiniaria; Actiniidae
Product: cytochrome P450 3A4
Molecular function (GO): heme binding; steroid hydroxylase activity; iron ion binding
Source: RefSeq, a predicted model, not a curated record